AUGACCUCGUACAUCACCAAGAAAGUCGGCCGCCGUCUCGCAGGCCAAAACCUCGCCCAGUACGAGCCCGCAGACCCGCACUACGAGACGUACACGGAUGCGAAAGGCAGGCAGAAGAAGCGCAAGCGCGCGAUCCCCGCCGGACUGAGCAAGCGCGAUGAGAGGAUCUUGAGGUCCGUCAGGCGGAGGGCGCAUUACCUCGACAAGGGGUUCUCGUUGUGCGGGUUCAGGUUCGGGUGGACCGCGAUCCUGGGAUUGAUCCCCGGAGCAGGCGACAUCGCGCAAUUCAUACUCGGGUACUCGCUCGUCCUCCGCAAAUGCCGCGAAGCCGAGUUGCCCGCAACUCUUGCACAACGAAUGCUCUUCAACCAACUCGUCGGCCUCGGCAUCGGUUUAAUCCCCCUUGUAGGGGACAUCACAAUGGCCGUAUGGAAGGCCAACUCGCGCAACGCCGCACUACUCGAAGAAUUCCUCCUCCGCCGCGCCCAAUCCUCAUCCUCCUCCACCUCCGCCACCUCGGGUGCUCAUCAGUUGACGGCAGCAGAAGAAGAAGAACUCGCGAACCAAGCCCUGGUGGCGGGUCGGAUCGAUAAGCGGACGGGUGAGCCUACUGCUUCUACCGCGGAUUUGGUGGGAGCUGGAGGGACGGGGGCUGUGGGAGGGGAGGGUGAAGGAGCGCGAGCGGCUGCGGAGGCGAGCCGCGCGAGCGGAACUGGUGCGGGAGGGGGACAAGGAGGGGGAAGGAAGUUCUAUGGGUGGGGGAAGGGGGCGGAACCGGCUGCUGAGACGGCGGCGGUGAAGCGGUGA
Rhodotorula toruloides NP11 is the source of this 807-nucleotide messenger RNA. RefSeq lists its product as uncharacterized. The record is from RefSeq and is a predicted model, not a curated record. The transcript is spliced from 7 exons. Bases 1 to 807 code for a protein of 268 amino acids. NCBI's taxonomy places the organism in Eukaryota, Fungi, Basidiomycota, Microbotryomycetes, Sporidiobolales, Sporidiobolaceae.